GCCUUGUUCGCGCCAUGGCCGCUGCGGUGGCGGCCUCCACGCCGGUGGGGCAGCGGACCCGGAGCAGCGCCGCUUCCACCCCUCUGAGCCCCACGCGCAUCACCCGGCUGCGAGAGAAGGAGGAGCUGCAGCACCUCAACGACCGCCUGGCCGUCUACAUCGACAAGGUGCGGAGCCUGGAGACCGAGAACAGCGCGCUCCACCUCCAGGUCACCGAGCGCGAGGAGGUGCGCGGCCGGGAGCUCAGCGGCCUCAAGGCGCUCUACGAGGCCGAGCUGGCCGAUGCCCGCCGCACCUUGGACGACACGGCCCGCGAGAGGGCCCGGCUGCAGAUCGAGCUGGGCAGGGUCCGCGCCGAGCACGACCAGCUCCUGGGCAGUUACACAAAAAAAGAAUCUGAUCUGAAUGGAACCGUGGCUAAACUUCGGGAAUUUGAAGCAGCUUUAAAUGCUAAAGAAGCAGCACUUGCCACAGCACUUGGUGAUAAGAAAAGUCUAGAGGGGGAUGUUGAGGAUUUGAAAGAUCAGAUUGCUCAGCUUGAAGCUGCUUUAGCAGCUGCUAAGAAACAGCUGGUAGAUGAAACGUUGAUGAAGGUGGAUCUCGAAAAUCGCUGUCAAAGUUUGAUUGAAGACUUGGAGUUCCGGAAAAAUAUGUAUGAAGAGGAAAUCAAUGAGACUAGAAGAAAGCACGAGACCCGUCUGGUAGAGGUGGAUUCUGGGUGUCAAAUAGAAUAUGAACACAAACUGGCCCAAGCCCUUCAGGAAAUGAGAGAGCUGCAUGAUGUACAAGUGAAACUGUACAAGGAUGAACUUGAAGAGACUUAUCAUGCCAAGCUUGAAAAUGCGAGGCUAUCCUCUGAAACAAGUUGUUCUGCAGCCAACGCAAUAAAAGAAGAACUCAUGGAAAGUCGCAUGCGCAUUGAUAGCCUCUCGUCCCAGCUGGCUAAUCUGCAGAAAGAGGCUAGAGGAUGGCUAGAGAGGGUUCAAGAACUGGAGGAUACUCUGGCUAAAGAAAGGGAUAAUUUCCGCAGAACACUGUCUGACAGAGAGAGAGAAAUGGCGGAAAUAAGAGAUCAGAUGCAACAGCAGUUGAGUGACUAUGAACAACUGCUCGAUGUAAAAUUGGCUCUGGAUAUGGAAAUCAAUGCAUACAGAAAGCUUUUGGAAGGUGAAGAAGAAAGAUUGAAGCUUACUCCCAGCCCAUCCUCUCGUGUGACAGUUUCUCGGGCAUCAUCGAGCCGUAGCGUGCGCACAACCAGGGGAAAGCGGAAGAGAGUUGACGUGGAAGAAUCAGAGGCCAGUAGUAGUGUUAGCAUCUCUCAUUCAGCUUCUGCCACUGGAAAUGUGUGCAUUGACGAAAUAGAUGUAGAUGGGAAGUUUAUCCGUUUGAAGAACACUUCUGAUCAGGACCAACCAUUGGGAGGCUGGGAGAUGAUUAGAAAAAUAGGAGACAGUUCUGUUGCUUAUAAAUAUACCUCAAGAUAUGUGCUGAAGGCAGGCCAGACUGUUACGGUCUGGGCUGCUAAUGCUGGAGUAACAGCCAGUCCUCCUUCUAACCUGAUCUGGAAGAACCAGAACUCUUGGGGCACUGGCAAGGAUGUAAAAGUUGUACUGAAAAACUCUCAGGGAGAGGAAGUUGCUCAGAGAAGCACCGUCUUCAAAACAACUUUACUUGAAGCUGAAGAGGUGGAGGAAGUAGAAGAAGAACCAGCUGAAGCCAUAGAGGAGGAAGAUCUGUUUCACCAGCAGGGAGACCCACGAGCAGCCAACAGAAGCUGUGCAAUCAUGUAAACUCCAGUCAUCUGUAUUCUUCAAUUAUGUUAAUCCCUUCCUGUGGAGGAGAACCUUCUUGGAAGCACAACAUAUUUUUGUAUUUUCCCCUGGUGAAUUUUAAACUGUGUCUGGCCUUAAUUUCCUUUGUCACAGAGAAGGAGGCUUUUGUAAGUGAAACCAUAUAUAUAGCUUUUGAAAUGUGAAAUAUUGACACUGAAUAAUGUACUGUUUUUGAAAAUGGCCCUCAUGCUUUUAUGCUGGUCCUUUUUAAACAUCCUAAUUCAAGGAAUAAACUAAUUAUGUUGGGGUUUGGUUGUUAGUCUAGCUACCUACUCUUGUCCUCUUUACAGUUUUAGGUGCUUUUUGGAGUGGGAAGGACAUAACAUAUUCAACAAAACCUUUUUCUACUGAAAACUUUUGUAUUUUAGCAAUUAAAUCACACAAAUUUUACUGAAGCAUUGUCUACCAGUCGCAUCAUAGAAGAUGAAGGAAGUAACAAAAUUCAUUUGCUAGUUUUACUUCACUUAGAUUCUUAACCAGGAAAGGGGGCUUCUGUUUAAUGUGUUGGAUGUGUUUUUAAAUUCUAGUGUAACUUGCAUAAUUUUUUCCAUGUCAAAAUUAACAAAUAAAAGCUGUCUUAAGAAAA
Molecule: messenger RNA, 2418 nt
Organism: Euleptes europaea (tarantolino)
Lineage: Eukaryota; Metazoa; Chordata; Lepidosauria; Squamata; Sphaerodactylidae
Gene: LMNB1
Product: lamin B1
Exons: 11
Coding region: 15-1790 (591 amino acids)
Source: RefSeq, a predicted model, not a curated record